Messenger RNA from Coffea arabica (coffee), 423 nucleotides. RefSeq lists its product as uncharacterized. Gene Ontology annotation, molecular function: nucleic acid binding; zinc ion binding. The record is from RefSeq and is a predicted model, not a curated record. NCBI's taxonomy places the organism in Eukaryota, Viridiplantae, Streptophyta, Magnoliopsida, Gentianales, Rubiaceae.
AUGGACAACCAAGUCCUAGUGCUGAACAGAUGGUCAGAGGGUGUAGAAGAUAACUAUGGAGCUUUUACAACUGCACCUUUGUGGGUACAAAUGUGGAAUCUGCCAGUGCAUUGGCUCUCCAAGGAGGUAGGGAGAAAGAUUGGAGCAAUUUUUAAAGAAGUAAAAGAGGUGAUUGUACCUCAGGCGGGGGGAAAAGAGGGAAGACACCUUAAAGUUCUUGCCCUGGUAGAUUUGUCUAAACCCCUUCUCAGAGGAACGUUGGUUAAUGUAGCAGAGUCACUCAAAUGGGUUGCCUUUAAAUAUGAAAGAUGUCCAGAUUUCUGUUAUAGCUGUGGAAUAGUUGGGCAUGGGGAACGUACGUGUAAAGAGCAAAGGAAUUCAUCAGGGAGCCUUCUGGAGCAUCAAUAUGGGCCUUGGCUGUGA